UCUCGGCCGAAACGUCGACUGUACCUCUUCCUCGAGAUUCUGCCUGGCCUGCUGCAUUCACCAGCAACUUUGAUGUGUGUUGCUUGAAUUUCCAGCAUCUGCAGAAUUCCUGGUGUUUACUGAGUGCUUUUCGUUCAUUUGUUUUUACUUCCGCUUCGAUUCCGAAACAAAUAUUUUUGACUCGGCGGCCAAGAUUCUUCAUCAAUCAUUUUCGGCAUGUUACCAUGCUAGUUCGUCAGCAAAUGUACCACAUAGCUCGUUGUUGCAGGCGUCCCUCUGCAAACUGGUCACACCGAUGUAAUAUCACCAGCGUCUGGGGAACGUAGAGCUCCUCGUAGGAGUCAGUUGAUCGCGCUGAGGGAAGCCUGUGACCAUAUUUAUCACUCGGAUUUACGGGCUGUUUUCCUUUAUUGAUCGGCGGAGAUGGCCUGGGCGCUGAAGAUGCCAAUGCCGGAUGAGGUUAUCGAAUCCGGCCUGGUGCAAGAUUUCGACGCCAGUUUGUCUGGAAUCGGCCAGGAGUUGGGGGCAGGAGCCUACAGUAUGAGUGAUGUCCUUGCAUUGCCAAUCUUCAAACAGGAAGAGUCCACCUUGCCUCCAGAGGAUGAGGAUAAGCUACUCCCAUUUCAAUAUGUCCUUUGUGCAGCUACUUCACCAGCUGUAAAGCUCCAUGAUGAAACACUUACAUACCUCAACCAAGGGCAAUCUUAUGAAAUUCGAAUGCUUGACAACCGGAAAAUUGGGGAGUUGCCUGAAAUCAAUGGCAAAUAUGUGAAGAGUAUUGUCCGAGUGGUAUUUCAUGACCGCCGUUUACAGUAUACGGAACACCAGCAAUUGGAAGGAUGGAGGUGGAACCGACCAGGAGAUAGGAUCCUGGAUUUGGAUAUUCCAUUGUCAGUAGGCAUCGUUGACCCCAGAGCAAAUCCAACACAGCUAAAUACAGUGGAGUUUCUUUGGGACCCUUUGAAGAGAACCUCUGUAUUUAUCCAGGUGCAUUGUAUUAGUACUGAAUUCACAACCAAAAAGCAUGGAGGAGAAAAAGGAGUGCCUUUUCGAAUUCAAAUAGAUACAUUCAAAGAGAAUGAGAAUAGUGAAUAUACAGAGCAUCUUCAUUCAGCUAGCUGUCAAAUCAAAGUGUUCAAGCCAAAAGGUGCUGAUAGAAAACAGAAAACAGACAGGGAAAAGAUGGAAAAGCGAACUCCUCAAGAGAAGGAAAAGUAUCAGCCUUCCUAUGAUACAACUAUCCUCACAGAGUGUUCUCCCUGGCCGGAUAUUUCCUAUGUUAACAACACAGCAUCUCCUGGAUUUACAAGUUCACAUGGCAACUUUACAAUAGGUGAAGGGAAUGGAUCCCCUCAUCAUCAGCCUGAUCCAGUUCCUGCCACCACAGAUACAUUAGGAUCCUUUCGAAAGUGGGUUUGUCGAGAACUGUCAGUGUCUCCCGUCUCUGAAAAUCAGAAUCUGUUGGCAACAGCCACUCCACAGGAUGCUCAGCAGUGGUUGCACAGAAAUCGAUUUUCUCCAUACUGCAGGCUCUUCGCAAACUUCUCUGGUGGAGAUCUGUUAAAGCUGACCAGGGAUGACGUUAUUCAGAUCUGUGGCCCUGCUGAUGGAAUUCGACUCUUUAAUGCUCUAAAAGGAAGGAUGGUUAGACCAAGGCUAACCAUUUACGUUUGUCAGGAAUCACAUCAAGUCCGAGAGCAGCAGCAUCAGAAGCAUGAAAAUGGCGAUACUGUGAACAGUUCUUUCUAUGUGUACCAUGCAAUUUAUUUGGAAGAAUUAACAGCGAUUGAAAUGACAGAGAAGAUAGCUCAACUUUUCAAUAUUUCUCCUCGUCAAAUCCACCAGAUCUAUAAACAGGGCCCCACGGGUAUUCAUGUGCUUGUGAGUGAUGAGAUGAUCCAAAACUUCCAGGAUGAAUCAUGUUUUAUACUCGAUACCUUAAAAGCCGAGGGUUGUGACAGUUACCACAUAAUCCUCAAGUGAGCAAUGUCCAAGGAUAGCGUCUUCUGUGAAUGACCUUACCUUUACGUUGUGACUCCUACUCCUAGCAGCAAAAUAUUUACAACUCUUAAAGACUCAAGGAUGUUGCUGUCUAUCUUGGCACAGGACAAACCUUUAUGGGAUCGUGCACAUAGCAGCCUGACAAAAGCGACCAACUUCUAUUGAAGCAGGUUCUAAAUUGUGGGCAAGAGGCUAGGUAGGGGAAAGAACAAAAUGUGACAAAUGAAUGUGUGUUGUUCAACUUUGAUACAAAAUUGUUCCUGAUAAGUGUGUUUGCUGCUGUUCUUGACUUUGGGUGCGAUAAGGAAAGGAUGCAGAAAGCAUGCUGGUUUUUCCAUUCUUGAUUUGCACCUUUUUUAUAUUUUAUGUGUACCAUCCUUAGUGCCUGGAUGAAAAAUACAUUUUGACUGUUCAGUUUGCUUCAUGGUUGCAUUUGAGCUCAUUUUAGUAAAGUUGUUUGCUGCAGAUCUUGGAAAACAGCAGACUUCCAGAUUUUGUCAUUCUUAGUCCAUGUUUGAUGUUGUACCUAAACAUUUUAUGUGUAGUCCUGGUAUGAUUUGAAAUCCACUUCUUAGGGUAUGCUGCUGAUUAUCAUAUGUAUUCACUUUGAAAGUAAUGAUAGUAAAGUAAAAUUUACUUAUUUCAUUUAGGUCUUACCUUCUAAGCUAAGAUCCCAGUUGGUUAUGUGCAAAAUUUAGGAAGGUUUUUUAAGCAAAAUAUUUUUGAACAUCAAUUUGGGAGAAGUUUCCUGUUCAAACAGUGCAAUAAUUCAUCAAAGGAUCCAUUAGCAAAAAGUUGAAUUUCAGUUGAAGUCCUAAUCCAGAUGAACAUUCAUGAACAACAGUUUGUAAGUAGAUGUUUUGAAAAUCAAGGGUACAAUGUGGUCUGACAUCUCUUGAGUUUGCUUUCUCAUAUCUUCAUCUCAUUCUCAAGCAAUUGUGCGCUUCCAACAAUUCUAGGGAAGGUCUGGUCUGCCUUAUUUCAUAUAUGAUUAUUUUUGUUCACUUCAAGAGCAGCUCUGUUGGUAUCCAAUGAACUGCCUGUCCUCUGCAUAGUCUUACACAGUCAAGUGAAAAUCGAAAGAAGAAGGCAAUAAGCUCGUCAAACAAAAGGACUUUUUAUGUGAAUAAAAUCAAAUUGGUUUUUGGUCAGCAGCAGUACUGGAACAUGUGUAUCAGUGUACUCUUGAACUUCAGUGUAGAGAUGAUAUGUAAAAGGCUUUGAGGGGCUACAUAAAUUAGGUCCACCUUUCAUAAUUCAAUGAAUUCUUAUUGUUAUUACAUAAUGUGGUUACAACAGUGUAGCAAAACACCCAGUACAAACUACCCAAUGAAGCAUUUGCCAUAUAAAACCGCGGACUUACAGAAGAAUCUGCUGCUUGACGUAGGAAAUCUUUACUUUGCAUUCCCAACCCUGUGUUAGAGCUGCAGUCUUACUCUUUCCUGUUGGCAUAUCAUCGGAGAUUGAGCCUGGAUUUUGUUAACACCUUGGCUUAUCAAUGAGUUUGAAUUUCUUUCUGGAAUGGUUAUUUCUGAGUUAUCAAUGACAUUUCUUGCAGAGGAAGAAAUCUACACUGGUAAAUCUGAGUAGGUUAAAAGGAGAGGGAAGAGAAGAGAAGCAUUUGUUUAAUAGAAGCACUUCCAACUGAAAAUUAUCUUCCCUCACAUAAGCCAGUACUUUAUUAUGGAAGAUAUUUAGCUAUUAAUGGCCUGUGAUACAGUAAUAUUUUCUAUUGUGUUUUGAAUAUAUUUAAAAAGUAGUAUGUGGAAUAUGCUCAUCUUUGCAGACCAUCCCCUCACUAUAAAUUUGUGUAUAGUGAUGAAUUAUGUUGUACUGAAAUAUAGAUCUGUUUCUUUAAUUCUUCAAUAAGAACAUGACUAAGCCAAAGGUAUAGUGUGUAGUCAUAGGGGAAGAUAGGGAAGAGACUUGCCUCCCAUUGAAACUCUCGAGCUAGUUUUGGAAUCUCAUCAGUUGAGUUUAGAAAUAAGAUGAUCACUGUCUUUUUCAUUGCACAAUUACCCAACUACAGAAAAAAAAUAUAUCCCACUAUUAGUUAAAAAGUAGAUAGAUGCUGGUGACUCGGUCACUAGUGGUAGGGUUGGCUGGAAUUGAACAACAUUGAGAAUCACUCAUCUGAGAAUAGAAUGUUCAGGAUCAAGCAGCUGCAUUCCAGUGGGAAUAGCAGGUAUCGUUAACACUCCAUUCGGUUUUCUUCAAAGGAAACCUAGGAAGAUCCAGCAGAAAUGGUGAGGGACUGUCAGUGGUUUGGUUGAAGGUCUUAUUUGCCUUAUUUGUCUGUGUAGGGUAUAUAUAACCCUGGGACCUGUGGUUAUCAGGGAGAUCAGGGUGCGGUUAAUAAGUCAUAGGAAUUGGACUGUCCUCUGCUACAGGCAAGUUCAGAUUUAAAUAUAUUAUUAGUUCAAUCAAAAUGGUACAGAAAAAAAAAAUACUUCUGGUCAUGAGGGAUGAAACUUAUCUUUGCUUGUUUUGUGGAUUGGGUUUGAGAGGAUCUUGUAGAUUAAUUAUAAUAAUGUGGAGUUUUUUUAAUUUAAAAAUCAGCAUUUUAGUUGUGGCUUUAGUGCAAUGGCAUGUUUACAAGUGGUGAAUGGACCAGUAGAUUUAAUUGGAACUCUUAAUAUUCAGACUUUAAGGGAGGACAUUAGGGAAGAAAGUAGUCAGGCAAUAAUGGCUAAUGUUUUUUAAUUACUGUGAUAUGUAAUGGUGUCCCAGUACAAUACAUGCUACCAUUUUUAAUAUUUUUUCCUGUGCAACAAAGUGUAAAACAAAAGCAGAGACUAAAUGAAGAUUUGUUAACACAACCUAAUAUGAUACAUCAGUCCCUGUAAUAUUUUUGCAACAUGUAAUCCACAGUAUGUACAAUAUGUUAUAUUAAUACUAAAUGGUAGUUUUAAUUCUCUAAUUGCCUCUGGUUUAUAGCUGUCAGGGGGCUGUAUGGAAAUUCAUCAAAUAGGGAAAAAAUUAUUUUCCUUUAAAGUUAUUUCAUGUAUACCACAAAUUCAAAAGCCUUGAUAUAUGGACCAUUACAAAGAUGCCUAUUGAAAUAUGAUAAAGUUAAAGAGUAUCCUUAUUGAUUUCUUAAAAAUAAAUUACUUGAAGCCACUUUAAAACAGAAGUCAGAGGAAUGGAAUAAGUAAUAAUAGCCCCUGAAUAAUCUCUCAUUCAGUCCAUGACUAAUUGUCCCUUGUGGCAAUGCUAUAUGGCAGAGAGGUGGAAAGGUGUAGUUAACAGGAGCCCUGCCUUGUGAAACAUGAGAUCCGUGUUGCAAUUUGGCAGAAAGUAUUAGAACGUUCUGUAGCUGGAAGAUGAAAGGCUGAGUUCUGCUCACACCGCUGGGAUAAAAUUGUCUUGAAUUGUAGAGAUUGGAUACAGAAUGAGUUUGGAGCAAACUUGACUCAGUUUAGUAUGGUUUUGAUUUUAAGAGGGUCAACAAAUCGUUUCUGCUAAAUUAGUGCCGGCUUGGGAAUUGUACUUCUAUCCUUUAAUAGGUUUAAGAUGGCGCUAGUGAUGCCCAGUAAAUACUUAUCAGCAGUAAAAUACAAAACAAAGCAAACUACUAAACACCUUAUUAAUAAUAAUCACCAUUAACAAUGGUGAGGCAUGCAGAGCCAAGGCUAGGUGAGCAGUGGUGAAAGCGAUGAAUGGCAAGUGGAGGUGGAAGCGAGAGAAGUCCCGAUGUCUGAUCGAUUUAAGUGCUGGGCCGAAUUGGAAAGGGUUGUGUACAGGCUGGAUUGUGGCAGCGGGGUCCAGGGCCCAGAGCUGACUGAGAGUGAGGAAGGACCCAAUGUUUGGACAACUUAAGCGCCGGGCCAGAUGGAAAAGGUCAGGAUGUUGGGAUGGGAGGUGAGGGAUGGGACUGCUCUGUGACAUUUACUGAGCUCUUCACUGAACUGAGGCAGUGGCCUGCUCUGGCUGCAAUGAUGCCUGGCUUUAUGCCUUUCAUAAAACUUCAGUUCUGAAUGCUAUUUGCUUACUUUUAUAGGUUGCAAGUUUUCUCUCUGCGCAUUGGGUAUUUGACAGUCUUUUUUUUCUUGGGUCUUUUGGGGUUUCUUUGCUUUGUGGCUGCCUGUAAGGAGACGAAUCUCAAGGUUGCAUAAUGUUUACGUACUUUGGUAAUAAAUGUACUUUGAACUUCAAUAGAGUCAUUAAGUCAUGCAGCACAGAAACAGGCUCUUGAACGCAUUGUGGCAUGCAGACCAUCAAGUACUGAUCUAAAGGAACAAACAAAGUGCUGGAGGAAAUCAGCAGGUCAGGCAGCAUCUAUGGAGGUGAAUGAACAGUUUACGUUUUGGGUUGCAACGCUUCUAUUAAUGCCAUUUAUCAACACUUUGAUCAGGGCAUGAGCAGGUACCCUCAGUACAACAUUCACAGAAAAUCGCAUUGGCCACUGGACAUGGCUUCACAUUCACUUGAAGCACAGCUGUCCUUUUGCAAAGAAACAUACUGACAGAGAUGCUUUGAGGCUUGCAGUUAGAAGCUUUUCUUGUCAAAUAACAACUCUGUUAAAAUGAUAAAAAAGCAAAUGAGCUGCAGUCCUAAGUCAAAAUUUUGUCCCACACUUGCAUAACAGACCAAAUAACAAUCUCUAUUAGAUACCACUAACCAAUGGAAAUGUACUGCCUGCAUCAAAACAGGCUGUUUCCUGCAAUUGUAUAACAUAGUACAAUAAUUAAUUCACAAAUUAUGAGUACUAUUAAAUUCGUUGUAUUUAGCCCCAGUCACAUGCAUUUGUAGGAAAGCUAUCCAUUCUCCACCUGUUUUGUUUAUGACUCCCUUCCCAAGGGAAAAAGUCUCUGCUAAACUAUUGUACACUAGGCCUAUUUUCUUUCAUUUAACCCUUUCCCUGUUACAACUUCAAAGUGGAUUUCUGGUUUGGUUGGCUGUCACAGUAGUUUGGAUUAAAUUCUGUAAUAGAUUUUUGCAUAUUAUCCAACAUAUUCCAGAAGGUGUUUCUUUGGCAUCUUUAUUUAAAAUUCCAACUGUUUACUUUAAUAUCUUCACAAUUCUUAUCUGACUUAUUCCUUUGACUCAUUAAUUGAUACCACUGGAGAUCCUCUGGUUGUAUCAUUUUUAAAUAUAGCUGCAGCACAUGACAGUUAAGCAGCAGGUCACAUUUAUAUUGACUUUUAGAUGUAACCUGUAUGCUAUAAAUGACACAGUGCAAAGGGAGAACCCGCUAAUUGAGCAGAUACAACUUCAACUCUGCAAAUAUUUGGAUUAAAGACAUUCUAUGCCAUGUCAGUAAAGGCAAAUACAGAACUGAGUGCAACAAUUAGUUUGUACAGUGAGCAGAUUAUUUAAUUCUUGGAGCUGAAGCUGAAGUUGAGUUGCUUAAUGUGAGAUAGCCAAUGUUCGGUAGCUCCCUGUGACCUCCAACCCUCAGCCCGUGUUCUGUACAUUAGACCCUGCUCACCACCCCCUCAAACUAAUCCAACAUUUAAUAAGCUUCUCCCAACUCCAUUUAAAGGCUCCAUAUAAAAGCCUCUGCUUUCAACCAUUGCAUCACCUUUGUUCUAGUCCUCUAUUGUCCGGAUAAUUCUACUUUUUCCAUAAUCCACAGACUAAUAGAAACAUAGAAAACCUACAGCACAAUACAGGCCCUUCGGUCCACAAAGCUGUGCCGAACAUGUCCUUACCUUAGAACUACCUAGGCUUACCCACAACCCUCUAUUUUUCUAAGCUCCAUGUAUCCAUCCAGGAGUCUCUUAAAAGACCGUAUUGUUUCUGCCUCCACCACCGUCGCCAGCACCCCAUUCCACGCACUCACCACUCUCUGUGUAAAAAAAAAACUUACCCCUGACAUCUCCUCUGUACCUGCUUCCAAGCACCUUAAAAUUAUGCCCUCUCGUGCUAGCCAUUUCAGCCCUGGGAAAAAGCAUCUGACUAUCCACAUGAUCAAUGCCUCUCAUUAUCUUGUACACCUCUAUCAGGUCACCUCUCAUCCUCCGUCGCUCCAAGAAGAAAAGGCCGAGUACACUCAACCUAUUCUCAUAAGGCAUGCUCCCCAAUCCAGACAACAAGCACGCAUUUCCUGCUGUUGGCGAAUCAGCUUUCUUUUCACCAGCUCCCACAUCUCUAUUCUGCAAGACGCCAAUUUACAUAGAUCUAUUAAUCUGCAUUUGCUCUGGGUAUUAAAGCAAAUACUUAAAUCAAACCAUGUGUAAUAAGCAACAUCAGCCCCAGGUAUGAUGAAAACACUUUACAAUUAAGCUGGUAUUUAGUUAAAUAAAGAAGUUGGCUACUCGAUGUUCUGAAUGUUCACUUCAUUAAAAUUACUCAAGGAAAACUAUAGUGAAAACUCUUUCAGCUUGGGGGUUGUGGGACGGGGGACAGCUAUAUUGCAGCCACUGAGCAUGCCAAUUGCAUGCAACUGUGGCCUGGCCCUUGUGCCGUAAACAGGAAGUCAGGAAGUUCUGUUCCUCCUCUUUAUAUACUCAGCGAUCCAGUGAAAAUCUAGAAAAACUCCAGUACCACAACUAACUUGACUGAGAAACAUAUCAAUGCCUUCCUAAAAAUCCCAAUAUAUCAUUCAUCCCCUCCCACAAUAUUAGGCAACAUCUAUGAUAAUUUAGUUCACCUAGAUUCAGAACCCAUUUUGAGAGAGGAAUUACCACUGAGACCAUCUGAUAUAUAGUCUGAUUAUAUCCUUGUGUCAAUUAACUGAUAAGUUUCACCUCAAAUAACAUGAUUAAUAUGCCUUAAAACAAAAAAGUUGGAGUCUGGUUGGAUCUGUGGAAAGAGAAGUGGAUAAUAUUUUAGGUCAAUGACCUUCAUCAUAACUGUGACAUUUCUGAUGAAAGGCCAUUGACCUGAGCCAACAACUGUUUCUCACUCCACAGAUGCUACCUGAUCUACUAAGUCUUUCUAGCAUUUUGUUUUCAUUUUAGAUUUCCAGCAUAUAUAGUUACUUGAUGUCCUAAUAGCCUUCAGAACUCUGCAAAACUGCAGAUUUCAACAUGAACCAACACGUAUCCCCACUAUUCAUUUGUUUCCAAGAUUCAUCAGUGACCUCUAGCACAAAGGAUGGAACACAAACUCAGAAAUUUAGGAAUGAGUUAGCAGGUAAGAGAUAACUGCCAAGAGGUAGUUGUAACAUUAAAAAAUGAAAUUAAUGGGAAAAGGUGGUCCUAUUCCAUUACUUGCAACAGCUAGAGUUUCACACCUAAACACAUUAUUAUAAACCCAAAUAUAUAAUAGCCUCUCAAACACCCCAUUGUAGAUGGUUGUAGUGGAAGGGUGCCUCUCUGACCGGAGGCCUGUAACUACUGGAGUGCCACUGGGAUCAGUGCUGGGUCUGUUGUUGUUUGCCAUCUAUAUCAAUGAUCUGGAUGAUAAUGUGGUUAAUUGGAUGAGCAAAUUUGCAGAUGACACCAAGAUUGGAUGUGUAGUAGACAAAGAGAAAGACUAUCAGAGCUUGCAAUGGGAUCUGGAAAAAUGGCAGAUGGAAUUUAAUGCAGACAAAUGCAAAAUGUUGCACUUCGGUAAGACCAACCAGGGUAGGUCAUAGGCAGUGAACAGCAGGGCACUGAGGAGUGCUGUAGAACAAUGGGAUCUGGGAACACAGGCCCAUAAUUCAUUGAAAGUGGCGUCACAGGUAGAUAUGGUCGUAAAGAAAACCUCUGGCACAUUGGCCUUCAAAAACUCAAGGUAUUGAGUACAGGAGAUGUGAUGUUGAAGUUGUAUAAGACAUUGGUGAGGGCUAAUUUGGAGCAUUGUGUACAGUUUUGGUCACUUGCCUACAGAAAAUAUGUAAAUAAGAAAGAGUACAGAGAAUUUUUGAUGAGAUAGGGAUUGCUUAUGCAGGGUUGAGAACUGGGGAAGUAGGAGGGUCAUCUCUGCAAAGGAGAAGUUUGGUUGUAGGGAUCAUCAUCAAUUCAUCCCCUGGAUAUUCAGUAAACAUCAUCACAUCUUCAAAGCAAUCUAAGUGCAUGUUCAAUUUGUAUGAAGUUGCAGGGUUUAAGAGCCUGCAGAACACUGCUCUUAGUGGCAGUCUUUACAGAGAUCAUAAGCAGCCUGAUCUUGUGGUUAAGCUCACUUCUUUCAAUUUGUGAUUGAAAAUCAUUUGUAGUAUCGCAAUAUUAGGUAUACUCUUUGAUCUUACUUUAAGUACCUAGCUGAGUCUUCAAUUUAUGCAUGGUAGAUGUUUUAUAACAGGAACUGUUUGGACUGGUUGUGAGCAUGUGCAAGUUACAUAAAAAUCCAUUGGCAAGUUAUGUAGCUAGAAAUAUACAAAAAAGUCAAGUUAGUGGAUUUAUAAAAUUUAAAUUAACAACUGUAAUAUGCGCUUCUACAUUAACUCAUAGAUCAACUUUUUUUGUAUUUUCAUUUAACCCAAUAAACUUGAAAAUGUUUGCCUCGUGUCUGGUACUCUCCUGCCUGGUACAUAGACAAGGUCUCUGAUUUCUGCCCUUGCACAAAAAGCUGAUAAUCUAAUGAACAGU
Messenger RNA from Mobula hypostoma (lesser devil ray), 10460 nucleotides. RefSeq names its product transcription factor CP2 (gene tfcp2). The transcript is spliced from 18 exons. Gene Ontology annotation, molecular function: DNA-binding transcription activator activity, RNA polymerase II-specific; RNA polymerase II cis-regulatory region sequence-specific DNA binding; catalytic activity. Bases 424 to 1983 code for a protein of 519 amino acids. NCBI's taxonomy places the organism in Eukaryota, Metazoa, Chordata, Chondrichthyes, Myliobatiformes, Myliobatidae. Gene Ontology annotation, cellular component: nucleus. Gene Ontology annotation, biological process: regulation of transcription by RNA polymerase II. The record is from RefSeq and is a predicted model, not a curated record.